Messenger RNA from Pelmatolapia mariae (spotted tilapia), 2648 nucleotides. It is a transcript of the gene slc25a55a, whose product is annotated as solute carrier family 25 member 55a. The coding region runs from base 874 to 1740 and encodes 288 amino acids. Gene Ontology annotation, molecular function: L-aspartate transmembrane transporter activity; L-glutamate transmembrane transporter activity. The record is from RefSeq and is a predicted model, not a curated record. The transcript has 8 exons. Lineage: Eukaryota; Metazoa; Chordata; Actinopteri; Cichliformes; Cichlidae. Gene Ontology annotation, biological process: malate-aspartate shuttle; L-glutamate transmembrane transport; aspartate transmembrane transport.
UUGGCAAAGACCAGGUUGCAGAAUCAGAGACGAGGUCAGCAGGUCUACAAAAGCAUGAUGGACUGCCUUGUCAAGACAGUUCGAUCAGAGGGAUACUUUGGAAUGUACAGAGACUUGGGUCCCCCUGGGAUAUUGAAGGCUAGCCGAUAAGGCGCAGCCACGCUGGAGGCAAAUCAUUAAAUGGUUCUUACAAUAUUGCUCUAUUUAAAACUCUAGGCUCAAGUUUUUGUUUUGCCAUCUAUUUGUUCUGUAAUUUGACUUGUCAGUAACUACUUUGCUGUCUUCUUGCUGUCCUGUCAACUUUUGGAUUAUUGUUGUUUUCUGGACUAUGAAUUGUGUCUUUGCAGACUUUGGUUGAGCUUGCAAACAAAUCUGUGGUGAACUAAAGAUUAUUAUCAUUAUUUAUUUUUUUUUUUUCCAUCUUCAGUCCCACAGAACAUUUAAGUUUGCUCAAAGUCUUCACACGCAUAGUCAAGGAUUCAGUCUGUCCUUUUUCUAACGUUUAUUUAUUUUAUCUGUCAUCACUAACCUACUCACUGACAUGCAGCCUGUCACUAAGAUAUAUUUCCUUUCUUGAAGUCUUCUCUACACAGUGUUCCUUGUUGUCACACCCUGACUGUUUAUUUCAUAGAUUUCGUGUUUGCAUCUUCCUCUGGAUCUUCAUUGCCCUAUUGUUCCUUAUGUUGUCUUGUUAUGCUUGUUUCUCAUUUUCCUCCUGAUAUUUUGUUUACUUUUUUUUGUUUUUAAUUGACAUAAUCCCCCUUCACAAUUAUUACUUAAGCUCAAUUAAGCUGAGUAUAUGUCUUGUCUGUGUUUAAAUUAACUGUACAUUUAACUCUUUACAUUCUGAUGUUGUAAUGAUAGUGGCGGGGUAUGUUUUUGUACAUGUGCUUAAUGGAAAACUGGAUUCUGUCUUCAGUGCUAACUAUUUUUUUUUCCUCAGGUGCUGCUGUAAAUCUGACCUUGGUUACCCCUGAGAAGGCAAUCAAGCUGGCUGCCAAUGACUUCUUCCGGCACCACCUUGCCAAAGACGGAAAGGGGCUGACAGUGUUCAAAGAGAUGCUGGCAGGCUGUGGUGCAGGCAUGUGCCAGGUCAUUGUUACUACCCCCAUGGAAAUGCUCAAGAUACAACUACAGGAUGCAGGCAGACUUGCAGCCCAACAACAGAAACCAGUCAUGAUGACUCCCACAAAGCUUGUGGUCACUAAUGCUGUGCUCAGUCGCUCUUACAAUUCUGGCAUGGUCAUUUCUGCACCAAGAGCUGUGUCGGCUACACAGAUUGCAAAAGAACUCGUCCAGACGCAGGGCAUCCAGGGGCUCUACAAAGGUCUCGGGGCCACACUGAUGAGAGAUGUCCCCUUUUCUAUUGUUUACUUCCCAUUGUUUGCUAAUCUGAAUCGCCUGGGCAAACCAAGUCCUGAGGCGUCGUCACCCUUCUAUUGGGCCUUCCUCUCAGGCUGUGCUGCAGGAUCCACUGCUGCGGUGGCUGUUAACCCCUGUGAUGUGGUGAAGACCAGACUGCAGUCAUUGAACAAGGGGGCUAGUGAGGAGACUUACAGUGGAGUGGUGGAUUGUGUAAGUAAAAUAAUGCAGAAGGAGGGGCCCUCAGCAUUCCUGAAAGGUGCCGGCUGCCGGGCUCUGGUCAUCGCACCUCUGUUUGGCAUUGUACAGGUUAUGUACUUUGUUGGUGUUGGUGAAUACAUCCUUGACAACUCACCCCUGCGCCUCUUAGGACCAUGAGACCAUAUCAUCUUGCUGACUAGCUAUCCAUGGGACCUGGUAGAAGACUUAGCUGCUACAUGUAUUCAGUUUACAGCAAGAAAAACAAGUAGAAAGACCUAUGAUUUCACUAUCUUUACGGUCAGAACGUGGUGUUGCACUUAAACCCUUUUGUUACUUGUUCAGUAGGCUGAAGCCAGUGUUUGCGCUUGAAGCUGUUAGCUUUACUGCAUUGGGGCCUCUCUUGACCCUAAACAGUUGUUUUGUUUCCCUCUGUGAGGGAAGGGAGCUUGCUCCAAAGAGACAGACCUUUUCUUUCUUUCUUUUUUUUUUUCUUGAUCACGACUUUUCUAUUCUUUUUUUUAAACUUGUAUUUGAGGUUAUUUAAAGUAGUUUGUUAUGAGAGUUUGUAGUACUUUCUUUGUUUUUUUUCCUUCUUUGCUGUCUCAUGUUGCUGAGCCUUAAUCUAGAAACAAAAGUCUGAAAGUGAUUCACAGGGCCCAGUUUACACAACUUGCUGGAAAGGCUUUUUUUGUGAACUGCUUUGUGUACAUGUUUACUUUAACUAAUCAUGAACCUUCCUAAUGAAAUGGGGACCAUACGGCUUACCAAACCAUAAGCUGUGUCCUACACUUGACAUUAGUGCUGUACUUGGUUAGUGCUAUGUGAACUAUCAUCUGUCAUAAACUUGAGAUGCAAUCAUGCACAUUUUAUGUUUGUCUACGUACACACACACACACUUGUUAUAUUUCAUCUGAAAUGUUACCCAGAAGGUCCUUUGUGAUUCAUGCCUUAACAAAGCAGUUUGAAAUGUAUUUUUGAUUCUGCAAGGCAAAAUUGACAGAAUAUAAGCAUUAUUACAGUUACUGUGAGCUUAUUUUUAAAAAAGGAAAAAAAGACUGUUACAUACCAAUGAUUGUAAUGGCUUU